This is a messenger RNA of Nerophis lumbriciformis (worm pipefish), 6303 nucleotides long. The record is from RefSeq and is a predicted model, not a curated record. NCBI's taxonomy places the organism in Eukaryota, Metazoa, Chordata, Actinopteri, Syngnathiformes, Syngnathidae.
AUGGCUCUCCACGCAGAGGGCAGCCGGGGCUUCUACUUCAACACCGUCCUGUCGCUGGCUCGCUCGCUGGCGGCGCACCGGCAGGCGCCCAUCGAAAAGGUGCAGAAGUUGCAAUGCAUGUGUCCUGUGGACAUGCGAGGAGUCUUCCAGCUGGACGAGCGAAGGCGGGAUGCGGUGCUGGCCUUGGGGAUCUUCUUGGUGGAGUCCAACUUGCAGCACAAAGACUCCAUCGUGCCCUACCUUCUCGGUCUGCUCAAAGGACUUCCAAGAGUGCAGUGGAUCGAAGAGAGCUCGGAACGCAAAGGACGAGGGACACUUCCAGUAGCGGAGAACUUCAGCUUCUGUUUUGUGACGCUGCUCUCUGAUGUCGCCCAGCGUGAUGAAAGCUUGCGUGGUCUGAUCCUUGAGACCAUCAUGGACGUCAUGCGAGCCCUACAAGAGCUGUGCACAAACCCCCAAUCCCAAGAUAAAGGUCCCAACUAUGUGGAUUACACAUGCCGCUACACAGUCCCCACCCUGCUUGGCGUGGCGCGUGCUUUCGGUCGCUACAGCAACACCGACGAGCCGUUGCUCUCAAAACUGUUCCCGCGGCCGGCGGCGCCACCCCUGACAGCGGCAGACGACAGCGAUGCCGCGCGAAGACGCUCCUUUAAUGACUUCCGCUCCAUCCUGCCCAGCUCCUUCCUCACCGUGUGCCCUGGGGACACCUUGAGGCGCAAGGGUUCGUCUGUGUCUUCUGUCUCGCAGCAGUGUACGACUAGAACAGGGCUGACCCCGUGCUCCCCAGCUGACCCUUCAACACCAUACUUUGAAGGCUCGUACCUUCCCGACGGCAGCUCGGUGGACCCCAAUUACUACUUCUCCACCAUCAGCUCCAGCUUCUCCGUCUCUCCUCUCUUCACCGGCAGCAGCUGUGGAGAAUUCCACAUCCCUCUGGACACUCUCAAACAGCUUCUACACAUGGUUGAAGAAAUGGUUUCAGAGUCAUUUUUAAAGUCGCUGGAUGAAACUUUGGCAGAGCUGUCAGAGUUGAAUCCUGGCCUACAUGUGCACUACAAAAGCUUCAGUGAUCCACUAUAUGUCGCCAUAUUCAAAAUGCUCAGAGACACUCUCUACAACUUAAAAGACCUCCAGACGGACUUUGUAAAAGAGGUUCACGACUUUGUGCUGGAGCAAUUCAGCAGCAGCCAGUCAGAGCUGCAGAGGAUCCUGCACGAUGUGGAGUACCUGCAGAGUGAGCUGAGCCCACUCAAGCUGCGCUGCCAGGCUAACGCCGCCUGCGUGGACCUCAUGGUUUGGGCCGUCACUGAGGAACAGGGAGCUGAGAAUCUUUGUAGCAAGCUGUCAGAAAAGCUGCAAUCCAAGACAUCCAGUAAAGUCAUAAUUGCCCACAUGCCUCUCCUUAUCUGCUGCCUGCAGGGCUUGGGACGCCUGUGUGAGCGUUUCCCAGUGGUGGCCCACUCCGUUACCACGUCGCUGCGGGACUUCCUGGUGGUGCCCUCUCCGGUCCUGGUCAAGCUGUACAAGUACCAUAGCCAGUGCACUCCUGGAGGUGGUGAAAUUAAGAUCCACGUGACCAAUGAACACUCCCAGUCCACCCUUAGCACCAACCCAGGAAGCAAAAAGAGUCAGCCCUCCAUGUACGAACAGCUGAGAGACAUUUCCAUUGAUAAUAUCUGCAGGUGUCUGAAGGCGGGCCUGACCAUGGACAAUGUCAUUGUGGAAGCCUUCCUGGCUAGUUUGUCCAAUCGUCUUUAUAUAUCCCAGGAAAAUGACAAGGAUGCUCACUUAAUCCCAGACCACACCAUCCGGGCUCUGGGCCACAUCGCUGUGGCCCUGCGGGAUACUCCUCGUGUGAUGGAACCCAUCCUGCAGAUCCUGCAGCAGAAAUUCUGCCAACCGCCGUCACAGCUCGAUGUACUCAUCAUUGACCAGCUGGGCUGCAUGGUCAUCACGGGCAAUCAAUACAUAUACCAGGAAGUAUGGAAUUUGUUCCAGCAGAUUAGUGUGAAGGCAAGCUCUAUGAUCUACUCCACCAAGGAUUACAAGGACCAUGGGUACAGACACUGCUCUCUGGCCGUCAUCAAUGCUCUGGGCAACAUUGCGGCCAACCUUCAGGCAGAGCAGAUGGUGGACGAGUUGCUGGUCAACCUGCUGGAGCUCUUUGUCCAGCUGGGCCUGGAGGGCAAGAGGGCCAGUGAACGGGCAGCGGACAAAGGCCCGGCUCUUAAGGCAUCGAGUAGUGCUGGCAACUUGGGCGUUCUUAUCCCUGUCAUCGCAGUGCUAACUAAAAGGUUACCACCGAUCAAGGAGGCCAAACCACGCCUGCAAAAGCUCUUCAGGGACUUCUGGCUCUACUCUGUGGUCAUGGGUUUUGCUGUAGAAGGCUCAGGUCUGUGGCCUGAAGAGUGGUACGAGGGGGUAUGCGAAAUCGCUACCAAAUCCCCAUUGUUGACGUUCCCAAGCGGCGAGCCUCUCCGCUCCGAGCUGCAGUACAACUCUGCUCUUAAGAAUGACACGGUCACGCCGGCGGAGCUAAAUGAGCUGCGUAGCACCAUCAUCAACCUUCUGGACCCGCCUCCAGAGGGUGCCGCGCUCAUCAACAAGCUGGACUUCGCUAUGUCCACAUAUCUGCUGUCUGUUUACAGGCUGGAAUACAUGAGGAUGCUGAAUUCGUCGGACUCAGAACGCUUUCAGGUUAUGUUCCGCUAUUUUGAAGACCGAGCCAUCCAGAAGGACAAAUCUGGCAUGAUGCAGUGCGUAGUCGCUGUCAGCGACAAAGUCUUUGAAGUCUUCCUGCAAAUGAUGGUUGAGAAAGCAAAAACCAAAGCUCACGAAGAGGAGCUGGAGCGUCACGCGCAGUUCCUGCUGGUCAACUUCAAUCACAUCCACAAGAGGAUCCGCAGAGUGGCUGAUAAAUAUUUGUCCGGGCUGGCCGAAACCUUCCCCCACUUGCUGUGGAGCGGCCGUGUGCUGAAGACCAUGCUGGACAUCCUGCAAACACUCUCACUCUCGCUCAGCGCUGACAUCCACAAGGACCAACCUUACUACGACAUUCCAGACACUCCAUACAGGAUCACAGUCCCUGAUACACACGAAGCCCGAGAGAGCAUAGUAAAGGAUUUUGCCGCUCGCUGUGGAGAAAUCCUGAAAGAGGCCAUGAAAUGGGCUCCAUCUGUUACCAAAUCCCACCUGCAGGAAUACCUGAACAAACAUCAGAACUGGGUUUCUGGUCUGUCGCAGCACACUGGCCUGGCCAUGGCUACGGAGAGCAUCUUGCACUUUGCUGGCUUCAACCGGCAGAGCACCACACUUGGGUCCACUCAGUUGAACGAGAGGCCAGCCUGCGUGAAGAAGGACUACUCCAACUUCAUGGCCUCCCUUAACCUGAGGAACAGAUAUGCCGGAGAGGUGUCGGGCAUGAUCCACUUCGCCCAGGCGGCGCGGGGCCAACAAGACCUGGGCCGCUUGAUGGUGAAGCAGAUGGGAGAGGCUCUGGACUCGGCCCAGCCUGAAGGCUUUACCGAGGCCAUGUUCAAACUGGCUGCCUUGCUCAUCAGCAGCAACGAGUGCGACCCACAGCUGCUGCAUCACCUCUGCUGGUCUCCUCUCAAGAUGUUCACUGAGCAUGGCAUGGAGACAGCCAUUGCUUGCUGGGAAUGGCUGCUGGCAGCACGUGUUGGCGUGGAAGUACCGUUUAUGCGUGAGAUGGCAGGCGCGUGGCAGAUGACAGUGGAGUUAAAGAUGGGCUUAUUCUCCGACACCCAGCGGGAAGCCGACCCACUGGCGGCGUCCGAGGAGAGCCAGCCCGUCCCCUGCCCACCGGAUGUCACCCCACACCACAUUUGGAUCGAGUUUUUGGUGCAGAGGUUCGAGAUAGCCAAGUACUCCAGUGCCGACCAGGUGGAGAUCUUCUGUAGUUUGCUCCAGCGGUCGCUCUCUCUCAAUGUGGGCGGGGCCAAGAGUUAUCUCAACCGACACGUCGCUGCGAUCGGUCCUCGCUUCAGGCUCCUGACACUGGGCCUUGCUGUUCUCCACUCCGAUGUCAUUAUCAAUGCCACUGUCAGAAAUGUGCUGAGAGAGAAGAUCUAUUCUACAGCCUUUGAUUAUUUCAGCGUCUCUCCAAAGUUUCCCACCCAGGGGGACAAGCGGCUGCGCGAAGACAUCAGCAUCAUGAUCCGCUUUUACGCCAGCAUCCUAUCAGACAAGAAGUACCUGGCAGCGUGCUACCUGGUGCCCCCUGACAACCAAGACCCGUCUCUGAACAGUUUGUCAGUGAUGAACGCCGCCGACAUGCGCAGUAAUGUCGACUCCAGUUCUCGCUCACAGCAGAGCGGCCAGGGAUGGAUCAACACGUACCCCCUUUCCAGUGGCAUGUCCACCGCAUCCAAGAAAUCUGGAGCGUCCAAGAAGAGCAACCGAGGGACGCAGCUUCACAAAUACUACAUGAAACGCAGGACCCUCUUGUUGGCUCUGCUGGCGAGCGAGAUCGAGCGCCUGAGCACGUGGUACAACCCGCUGUGCACUCAGGAGCUGGCCAUCGCCACCGAGCAGUCGGUGGAAACCAGCAUUGCCAACUGGAGGUCCAAAUACAUCAGCUUGACUGAAAAGCAGUGGAAGGACAACGUCAACUUAGCCUGGAACAUCGCACCUUACCUUGCCAUGCAGCUGCCCAGCAGAUUCAAGAACGAUGCCAUCACGGCCGAGGUGACCCGGCUGGUGCGUUUGGACCCCGGCGCCGUGAGUGAUGUCCCGGAAGCUGUCAAGUUCUUGGUGACAUGGCACACGAUUGACGCCGACUCUCCGGAGCUGAGCCACAUUCUUUGCUGGGCCCCCGCCGAUCCACCUACAGGACUAUCCUACUUCAGCAGCAUGUAUCCACCGCACCCGCUCACCGCCCAGUAUGGCGUCAAAGUGCUGCGCUCCUUCCCUCCGGACGCCAUCUUGUUCUACAUCCCGCAAAUUGUACAAGCGCUGCGCUACGAUAAGAUGGGUUACGUGAGGGAGUACAUCCUGUGGGCCGCGCAGAAGUCUCAGCUGCUGGCCCACCAGUUCAUCUGGAACAUGAAGACCAACAUCUUCAUGGAUGAGGAGGCGCACCAGAAAGACCCUGACAUCGGGGAGCUGCUAGAGCAAAUGGUGGAGGAGAUCACGGGAUCGCUAUCGGGUCCGGCCAAAGACUUCUACCAGCGAGAAUUUGACUUCUUCAACAAGAUCACCAACGUAUCAGCUAUCAUCAAGCCAAUACCCAAAGGGGAGGAGAGAAAACGAUGCUGCCUGAAGGCUUUAUCAGAUAUCAAAGUUCAGCCAGGCUGUUACUUGCCCAGCAACCCCGAGGCCAUUGUUUUGGAUAUCGACUACAAGUCUGGAACCCCGAUGCAGAGCGCCGCCAAAGCUCCUUACCUGGCCAAGUUCAAGGUAAAGCGCUGCGGCGUGAGUGAGCUGGAGCGCGAGGGCCUUCGCCACCCUUCUGACUCGCCGGACGAUGAUGAGAACAACGCGGAUGGAGCGCGGCGGGUCUGCUGGCAGGCGGCCAUCUUCAAAGUGGGUGACGACUGUCGUCAGGACAUGUUAGCUUUGCAGAUCAUUGGACUAUUCAAGAACAUAUUUCAGCUCGUGGGACUGGACCUGUUCGUCUUUCCUUACCGGGUGGUGGCCACAGCUCCUGGGUGCGGCGUAAUCGAGUGCAUCCCGGACUGCAAGUCCCGCGACCAGCUGGGCAGGCAGACUGAUUUUGGCAUGUACGACUACUUCCGUAACCAGUACGGUGAUGAAUCCACGCUGGCCUUCCAAAAGGCUCGCUACAACUUUAUUCGCAGCAUGGCGGCAUAUAGCCUACUGCUCUUCCUGUUGCAAAUUAAAGACAGACACAAUGGCAACAUCAUGCUGGACAGCAAAGGACAUCUCAUCCACAUCGACUUCGGCUUCAUGUUCGAGAGUUCCCCAGGGGGCAACUUGGGCUGGGAGCCCGACAUCAAGCUGACGGACGAGAUGGUGAUGAUCAUGGGGGGUAAGAUGGAGGCCACACCCUUUAAAUGGUUCACAGAGAUGUGCGUGCGAGGCUACCUGGCCAUACGUCCCUACAUGGAUGCUGUGGUGUCUCUUGUUACGCUCAUGCUGGACACGGGACUGCCAUGCUUUCGGGGACAAACCGUCAAACUCCUCAAAGGCAGGUUUAAUCCUCAGAUGAGCGAGAAAGAAGCAGCGGCGUUCAUCAUCAAGGUCAUCCAAAGCUGCUUCCUCAGUAGCAGGAGCAAGACAUACGACAUGCUGCAAUACUACCAGAACCAAAUUCCCUACUGA